This is a messenger RNA of Drosophila erecta, 890 nucleotides long. Its product is annotated as transforming growth factor beta-1-induced transcript 1 protein. The transcript has a single exon. Gene Ontology annotation, molecular function: transcription coregulator activity. The record is from RefSeq and is a predicted model, not a curated record. Bases 284 to 811 code for a protein of 175 amino acids. Lineage: Eukaryota; Metazoa; Arthropoda; Insecta; Diptera; Drosophilidae. Gene Ontology annotation, cellular component: Z disc; nucleus.
AGUGUUAAGAGUAAGUGUUAGUCCAGCAGAUACAAAUUAACUAUAAGCACAUUCGAUAAACAGGUUAAAUAUUCUAUAUAAGCUGGGUUGACUGCCAGGGAUUUACUUAUGAAUUAUCCACGCAUUUUGAAUAUUAUUAAUAAACCACAAUAAUAACGAUCAAAAGUAAUACAAGCUUCCACGUUCUCUUCUGUCACAACAGGACAAAUUUUGCCAUUGAAAGUGACUUUCAAACUUCCCCCUUAAAAUUUAUAUUUUUUCAAUCAGAAGGCUCUCUCGAAGUAUGUCCGCUUCGGUUUGCUGUAGAUGCAACGAGAAGAUUUGGCCUCGAGCAGUUUGCAGUUCGGGCAAGACGUACCAUCCACACCACUUCACCUGCAAGGACUGCGGCCUGGUGGUGGAUCCUACACUGUUCUUCGCGGUGGAGGACGACGUGGUCUGCAGUGAGUGCUACCUGGACAAGCAUGCCGCCCGGUGCUCCGCGUGCCGGAUUCCGAUCCUUGAGCGUGGCGUGAUUGCUGCGGAGCGCAAGUGGCACGAAAAGUGUUUCCGUUGCGUGAGCUGCAGCAAGCCGCUAGUCUCGGCGAGCUUCUUUGAAGUAAACGGAUACCUGUUCUGCAAGUCGCACUUCCGGGAACUGUUUUCGUCCCGCUGUUCAGGCUGUGAGAAGCCCAUCGAUCGCCGAGCCGUGGUUGCGCUGAGCACCAAGUGGCAUGCCAAGUGCUUCAAGUGCCAUCUCUGCCGCAAAAGGAUCAGCGACCGGGAAUUCUGGAUUAAGAACGGACAACCCAUUUGCGUAGCCUGCCGAUAGAGACCUAUAGUCUCACAUUCGCGUAAAUUGUCAGCCUUAUAAAUGUGUAGUGCCUAUCUGUUGGCCCAUUGGGUCAUUU